Dicentrarchus labrax (European seabass) is the source of this 4086-nucleotide messenger RNA. RefSeq names its product zinc finger protein 436-like. NCBI's taxonomy places the organism in Eukaryota, Metazoa, Chordata, Actinopteri, Moronidae. Gene Ontology annotation, biological process: regulation of transcription by RNA polymerase II. The transcript is spliced from 6 exons. The coding region runs from base 111 to 2174 and encodes 687 amino acids. The record is from RefSeq and is a predicted model, not a curated record. Gene Ontology annotation, molecular function: RNA polymerase II cis-regulatory region sequence-specific DNA binding; DNA-binding transcription activator activity, RNA polymerase II-specific. Gene Ontology annotation, cellular component: nucleus.
GCGCGCACCACAACCGGAAACGCGUUCCGCUGGUAAACAAUAAAAAGAGUGAAUACGUGUUUCCAUAAAUAAAUGAAGAGUGUGUGUGUGUGUGUUGAAGUUUGAGUACAAUGUCUAAAGGAGACCUCCUGCGGGGCUUUGUGACGGAGACUCUCGCCGCCGCCUCCCGGGAGAUUUUAGCGGCUGUGGACAGAAUCGUAUCCGGGUAUGAGGAGGAGGCUUCGGGCUUCAGGCAGGAGAUCGAGCGGCAGAGGAGACAGCUGGAGGUUCUCCCGCAGCCUCGGGUCGCACUCAGCACAGCAGGUGUAAAGCGCAGCACUGCUGAGGAAGAGGAGGGUGAAGAUGAGGCGUCCUCUGAGCGCCCAGAGAACCAGGAAGACUCGACUAAUCAGAGGUCUUUCCCCCCCAGGGGCCAGUAUAAGAAGAGGAAACCUGGCAGACCUCAGAUCCGUGAACCACAGAACCAUGUAGAUCUCAGGCUCCGGAUCCUGGAGGACUCUCAGACCGACGUCCUCUCAAACAGUGUUCUAAGAAAAUGUCCGCUGCUGAAGCUGAAGUGCCCUCGAGGCCUGCAGGAGGCAGACUUUAUGGACUUGUUGAAGUCCACCUUCCCUCAGCUCUCCGCGGACGACAAACGUUUCGACAUCUUAAUGUCGGACAAGAGACGGAGAUUACGGCCUCUCAAGGUGAAGGCGGUGACAGCGGAGGAGCUCCACAGGAACGUCAGCGUCACGGGGUCGACGCUCUACAUCAGACUGAAGACACGAGAGGAACGUUGGGCCGGCAGGGAAGAGAUUCAUCAGACAGAAGACUCUCCCGCCGCCGCCGCCGCCGCCGCCAUGUUGACAAGUGGCGACCAAACUCGCAGCCCCGUUCAGGAAGUCGAAGGCAGCAGAGUCGGUGUCGUGUCCAACAGCUCGACAUCACAACGUGACACUGAAACAGAGGAAGCUAAAGAUGAUGAUGACGAGGAACCAGCAGCGGCCCGCUCUGCAGCGGAGAGUAAAGGUGGUAGUAGCGAUGAACAGGAAGAAGAGGCGAGAGACAGCGAGGACGAUUGGAAACCGGACAAGAGCAACGAGGAGCUGAAAGAACGAGACUCCAAACUGCAGCCGAGGAAACAAAAAGCCAGACGUUCCGGUAAGAACGGUGUCUUCGCUUUCUCCUGCAAAGUCUGCGGCGCUCUGCACGGAUCAGAAGUGGAGUUUGUCAAACACGCCUGGAGUCACGCGGACGAUCUGGGGCAUCUUUGCAGCGUGUGCGGCGAGCUCCCAGAGUCCGAGGAGGCGUUGAAGGAUCAUCUUCAAAGUCGCCAUAAAACUGACGACUGUCACAUCUGCGGAGAGUCCUUCCUCAGCGUUCUCAGCCUCAACGAACACGUGGCAGCGCACUCAGGGGAGAGACCGUACGAAUGUGACGCCUGCUGCGAUACGUUUGCGUUGAAGGUGUCACUGCAGAAUCACCAGAAACUCCACAAGGCCGGGAAGCUGCACAGAUGUUACACGUGUUAUGAAGUGUUUGAGCUGAAGGAACAGUUAAAGGUUCACUGCAGGACUCACAGCAACAAGAAGACGCACCUCUGCGGCAUCUGCGGUAAAUCCCUCAGCGAUUACAGGUCGUUAUCCCGCCACAUGAUGACCCACUCUGGGGAAAGACCUCACAGCUGUCAGGUUUGCGGGCGGCGUUUCAAACUCCCCGGGACGCUGAGACAACACGAGAAGAUUCACGCAGACAGAGAGAGAUCGUACCUCUGCGACGUUUGCUGCAAAAUGUUCCUGACGAGCAAGCAGCUGCAGAUCCACAUGAGGACGCACACCAACGAGAAGCCGUACCACUGCGGCGAGUGCGGGAAGGGAUUCACCACCAAGGGACCGCUGACCAUUCACAUGCGGGUCCACACCGGAGAGACGCCGUACCACUGCCCGGACUGCGGCUGGUCCUUCAAACGUAAGACUAACCUGGACGACCAUGUGAGAGUCCACUCGGGGCAGAAGCCGUUUCUUUGCGGGAUUUGUGGGAAAACGUGCGCUCGCAAAACGUACUUGACGGUCCACAUGAGGACGCACAACGGGGAGAGACCGUACAAGUGCACCCUGUGUGACAAAGCGUUUACUCAGAGCCACUGUCUGAAAACACACAUGAAGAGCCACUUGGUGGCAGAAACUGCGACGUGACACUGGACCAAUUUCACAUUUGGGGCCCAAAAAAGGCCAAAAGAAUCAUGUUGUUGGCGAUACAAAAGUGUGUGUGUGUGUGUGUGUGUGUGUGUGUGUGGGUGGGUGGGUGGACAAAAUGGCUCAACAGCGCCCCCCGAGGCACGUUUCAUCCAUAUGUAUGGAAAUCGGGGCAGGAUGUACAAAAAGUCUCUUGGACCCAAACCUAAUAGGAAGUCGACCAUUUUGAAUUUAUUGGUCAGUUUUGGAGAUUUGCACGUAUGUUAACAAACUCCUCGUAAGGAAUUUAUCGGACCGACGUGAAAUUUGGUCAGUGCAAUGUAAAGACUGUCCGCGGCUUGGCAUCAAAUUUCAACAUUUCGCCAUGAAACAGGAAGUUGUCGUUAUGUCACUGCACUUUAUUCAAUCUCCACCAAACUUCACAUGUCUGAUAAGAGUCCCACCUUGAACACAUCUACAUGCCAAUAUUCAAUUAUACUCGUAGCGCCACUGACUGGAAACAGGAAGUAUGUGUGGUCUACAUGGCGUAUGACAAAACCGGACUGUUCAUCGCGAGCUUUAAUUUUACUUUUUCUUCUUUAAAAAGAACUGUGAGUGUUUGAAUUAUUGUUUUAUUCUAUUUAAUGUAUUGUUUAAUGUUAAGUUAUAUAAAGGCCCCUAUUCACUGUGCUAUGACAAUCUUUUAAGUUAAUUUCAUCUCACACAGUUUUAAGGUCCUAGAGUCUAAUUCAAUAUGCUGGAAGUUUAAUUUUUGUUAAUUGUGAAAAAUAUAACUUGUACCGAUAAAGUCAUCCAUAUUGGUUGGUUAUUACAUAGUGCACCAUAUUAUUACAUUUUCAUCGUAAAAAAAAGUGAAACUCCUGCAUUUUAAUAACCACAAAAUGGGGGGAAAGGUAUUACAGAAAGCUUUUUAUUCCAAAUUUGGGUGUUAUUACAUAUUGCUGUGUACAUUUUUGGGAUGCUACUACAAUAAAACUACUCCGAUAACACUUUACAGCAGCGUGACGAAGCCUGGAGACAUUUAAUUAGUUAUAGUCAUUGUUAGAACUGUAUUGUUAUUAUUAAGUAUUUUUAUCGGUACUCAGCAAAUACCCAAAUGUAAGUACUCGUAUUUGGUCUGGAAAAAAAUUGGUAUUGGUCCACUGCUACAUAAUAACUCAAAUGUAUUACAUUUUGUUAAGUUAUUACAUAAUUCAGUGUUAUUACCUGUACCUGAAAUGGGCCAGCACUUCUCAUUAUUGUCCAUGUGUGAUUGCUUAACACAGAGAAAACAAUGCUGAAAAUGUCUCUGUUCAAAUAGAGAGAAAAUGUGAAUGAAUUAGUCUUAAGGUUAUGUUAAAUUAGAGUACUGGCAUCAUUUUGGUCCAAUUCAGGCACUGGUUAUUACAUAAUGUGUAAAAAUGUCAUCAUUUUAAGAAAUUUCGUCACCAGGAGCAACUUUUUGUACUAGAAAGCUUCAUGAAUACGACCCCUGAUCUCACUCAGCUCGAUCACCUCCAAAUGUGGUCCGACUGCAAUGUGUUCUUCACUCAUUUACAGAUCCCUUAUCAAAAUCAGGUUUAAACAUUUACUUUGCUCUCAGAAGCUGCUUCACACAUGAUUUAUUGGUAAUCAAUGAACUCUGCAGUUAUGAACCAAUCACACAGUACAACAGGGACACACAUUUGCAUUUGGCACACAGUCAAUCUGUUUUUAUUUUCUAAUUUGAAUACACAGUAGCUACCACCUGUGAGUGCUUUGGGAAAAAACACCUCUGCUUUGCAUUUUUCUUUGUAGUCUGUGCUCAUACACAUGAAACUGAUGUAUGACUAACACACCUUGUUACUUUUUAAACAUCAUUAAGAAGAUCAUCUUCAAAAUGUCAAAAUAUCACAAACAUUCACAAUUAAUAAUAAAUGAGCCUUUAUGUGUC